Eimeria necatrix is the source of this 1101-nucleotide messenger RNA. RefSeq lists its product as hypothetical. NCBI's taxonomy places the organism in Eukaryota, Apicomplexa, Conoidasida, Eucoccidiorida, Eimeriidae. The transcript has a single exon. The record is from RefSeq and is a predicted model, not a curated record. The coding region runs from base 1 to 1101 and encodes 366 amino acids.
AUGAAAACCCCGGCGGACUGCUCCGUUGUGCCCAUUGGGCGAAUACCAGUGGACAGUGCCUUCAAUGGCCAUCCCCGUCGGCGAGCUCACCACGGAGGAGCAAAGCUGAGUUCAAAAGGUGAAGAAAGGAAAAAGCCUUCCAUCAAAGACAUAUUUGGUCUCACACCGCUGGACAUUUUUGGAAAGCCUUCAACAGAUGACGCGCCCGGCCCGGUAAAGCUGCUUCAGAACCUAGUCGGCACAGCCACCAGCGCAAGUUCUCGCGAGCAGAGAGCUAAUCCUCCAGAAAUCCAAGAGUCUGAAGCUCAAAAUGCAGCUAACCAGCCCUAUGGGCCCCAAGGUAGCGGGCUAAUGCCACCAGAGGCGCACCCGAAGCCGCAAGUGCCGCAGAUAGACACGAGGACCAACCUUGAGAAGUAUCUCAGCAUGAAGAUGCAGGAGGCCAGAGGUCACAUGCCGAUGUACCCAAUGGUUGGUUCAGUUCCUCCUGUGUAUCAACAGAAUGCCUACUUCGGCCAGAUGCAGAUGCAGCCAAGUGCAGGGCCUCAAUUCGCCUAUCAGCCGCAGUUCGCAAGCCCAGCCCCCCCCGUAGGAGGCUUCCCCGAGAGCUGGGAAGGCCACGGAAUGGCCGCUGGCUGCGUUCCUCCGUGCCACUUUGAGAAUCCGGCGAGUUAUCCGGAACAAGUGGCCCCCGCGGCGUAUUCGCGGGCCCCCUCUCUCCCGCACAGCCGCAGCGCUUCUGAACAGAACUGCAUCCCAGAAGCUUUACAGUUUGACUCCCCUCCAGCGUGGUUUCAGCACAAGUCCUACAUGCCGCAGGUGCCGCAGUUCAGCCACAUGACGGCCCCCGUUCCCGGGGCCCCCUUCCACCCCGGCUUCAGCUACGCCACAGACUUCAAGUACUACUACAACUAUUACCCUGCAGAGGAAUACGCAGGCGAGAUCGACGGAGGCGACGCAGCGGCGCAGGAGGAGGCGGUGGCUCGCGAGCAGCAGCGCGCCGAGGAACUCGCGGGCCAGCAGGCUGACAAGCCGCAGGCCAUCAAGCCGAUCAUCACUUCCAAGCGGCGCCUGGAGUCCGGAAAAGCAGUUCCACUUUAA